Messenger RNA from Diabrotica virgifera virgifera (western corn rootworm), 2988 nucleotides. RefSeq names its product zinc finger protein 91. Gene Ontology annotation, biological process: regulation of transcription by RNA polymerase II. Gene Ontology annotation, molecular function: RNA polymerase II cis-regulatory region sequence-specific DNA binding; DNA-binding transcription factor activity. Bases 108 to 2870 code for a protein of 920 amino acids. The transcript is spliced from 5 exons. The record is from RefSeq and is a predicted model, not a curated record. NCBI's taxonomy places the organism in Eukaryota, Metazoa, Arthropoda, Insecta, Coleoptera, Chrysomelidae.
AAAAUAAUUUUAGUUGAAAGUUGAAAGUUCCUAUCGUAUAUUUUUAUUGAAUUGUUACUGAUUUUAUUAUUGUUUUUUCCUGGAAGUGUCCAAUCCUGUUUAAAAUUAUGGAAUCCACAGAUGAGGUUACUUUAAAACAAUCAGAGUUAGGGAGUGAAGAUGUAAAUCAUUUUGAAGUCAAAACUAAGCAAGAAUUUGAUGAACCUGAUUUUGGGUUGGAUAGUAUAGACCAACAGUAUACGAAGACUGAAUUAGCCACAGAAUUGGACAUUGAAACUAUUAAGAAUGAACAAGAAGAUGACACAGAGUUGCUCGAUAACGAAGUUAAAAUGGAAAAUGCGGAUGCAUCGGGUGAAAGCUCCUGUAAGAAAAACCAACUUGAAAUAGUAAAAGAAGAAGCAUAUAUAUGUAAAAUAUGUUCUAAGGCAUUUAAAGAAAACGUUUAUUUGGCAGAACAUAUGAUCAAACAUAGUAAUGAAAGACCUUUCACAUGCGAAAUUUGUUCUAAACAGUUUUUUCACAAAUGCAGUAUAAAGCGCCACAUAAAAUCACACACUGGAGAAAAACCUCACAGAUGUCACAUCUGUUCCCAACAGUUUUCUAACAAAUAUAGUUUAAAUCGUCAUAUGCGUUCCCACACUGGUGAAAAACGUUUUAGUUGUGAUAUAUGUCUGAAGCAGUUUACUCAAAAACUUGGUUUAAAGAACCAUAUGAUCCUGCACACUGGUGAAAAACCGUUUAAAUGUGACAUUUGCUCCAAGGAGUUUACUCAGCAGAUUUGUUUAAAAAACCAUGUGUUGCGCCACACUGGACUAAAACCUUACAAGUGUGAAAUUUGUUUGAAAGAAUUUUCUGUCAAAUCAUGUUUAAAGAAGCAUAUGAUAUUGCAUGUUACGGGAAACUCCUUCAGGUGUGACAUUUGUUCUCUAGAAUUUCAAGACAAGGUUAUUUACAACAACCAUAAGCUUACUCACUCCGGAGAGAAACAUAUAACAUGCCAAACUUGCUCUAAAAAGUUUUCUCACGAAUACAGAUUAAGACAUCAUAUGCGUUCACAUGUUACUCUAGAUCCCGUCACAUGUAACAUUUGUUCUAAGCAAAUUUCUUCUAAAUCUAGUAUAAAGGCUCAUAUGAGAGUACAUACAGGUGAAAAGCCAUAUAAAUGCCAGGUGUGCUCUAAGCAGUUUACUCAGCAAAUUACCUUAAAGAAUCAUCAGCUCUUACACACUGGAGAAAAACCUUAUAAAUGCGAGCUUUGUUCUAAGACGUUUACCCAGCAAAUGAGUUUAAAGAACCAUAUGCGAUUUCACACUGGGGAGAAACCUUAUAAAUGUGAAGUUUGUUCGAAGCGGUUUUCCCUUAAAUCUUCUUUAAAGCGACAUAUGAUAUUGCACAUUGAAGAGCAAUCUUACAAAUGUGACAUUUGUUCCAAGCAAUUUAUAAGCGAAGAAGAUAUAAAGGGACAUGUGCACAUCGAUACAGAAUGUCAGGAAUCUAAAAUAAGACUACACGAGGACUCAGCUACACCUUUGGCAGAGAAAGAAAUUCAAAGGAUCACAAAGAGCUACCUUGAUGGACUGAGAAGUCAUCCAAAUGAUGAAGCAAGACUGCUAAACGCUCCUCCCGAAUUCGCAAGACGAUUUAAUGAUAUAAUUAUCUGUACGAUGGAAGUUAAACAAGAGAAAUUUGAUGAAAUAUACCUGAACGAAUUUGUAAUCAAAAAAGAAAAUGAAAUUAAGCUUGAAAUAUCAAUAGAAAACCAUGAUAUUGAUGAUGCAGAUUGUUUUAAAAUCGGCGUUAAAGAAGAGUUGGGUAUUGAAGACACUCUGACUACAGAUAACAAUGAUACGAAUACGAAUUUUCUGAAUGACUUAAAUCAAUCAGAUACAGAAAUAGACAAUAAAUAUAUUAAUAUUAAACAUGAGUCAGACACAACUAUACCUAUUUCGGUCAAUUAUUGUCAAGAAACUCAAAGUUUACAAGAUUCACUUGGUGAAAAUAUGGAAAACGUCUGUUUGAAGCCGCUUACUACGGAAGAAACAUACGAAUGUGAAAUUUGUUCUAAGAAGUUUGCAAAAAACCGUUACUUAGCCAGACACUUGCGACGUCACAGAGAAGAAAAGCAACACACGUGCAAUAUUUGCUCGAAAAAAUUUUCAGCGAAGGACGCUUUGAUAAAACACAGCCGUCUGCACACCAACAACCGAUUCAAAUGUGAAAUCUGUAAUAAACUUUUUACAUCGGCUAGUUAUCUUAAGACACACACGCGCACACAUACCGGUGAAAAACCCUUCAAAUGUAUAACAUGCGGGAAGGAGUUAAUGGACACGCGUAGUUUGAGGAUACAUAUUCGUGGCCACACUGGAGACAAACCUUUCAAAUGCGAGAUUUGCUCUAAAGAAUUUUUAGACGAAGGUUACUUGAAACGACAUCUACGUCGACACAGUGGGGAAAGACGCUUUAAAUGUGAUGUUUGCUCUAAAGAAUUUAAAGAGUCUGGUACUCUUAGAAUACAUAAACGCAUACACAAUCGAGCACGAGCUGUUAAAUGUGAAAUAUGUUCGAAAAAGUUGAUAAACACAAAAAGUUUAGAGAAGCACUUGCGUUUGCAUACUGACGGCUACCCUUUCAAAUGUGAGCAGUGCCCUAAACGUUUCGCCGAAGAGAAUACUUUAAAGAGACACCUGCUCCUUCACACUGACGGUAAUCCGUUCUCAUGUAAAAUUUGCGGCAAACAGUGUACACAACGUGGUAAUCUGAAGCAACACAUGCUUGUCCAUGCCGAGGAGAAACUCUUUAAAUGCGAUGUUUGUGGCCGCCGAUUUAUAGAUGAUAUUUGUUUGAAGUUACAUAUCCAGUCACACAAUUGAGUUAAACAUUUGACAUCCAGAUCUUUAUGUAGAUUAUUAAGUAGAAUGAACACUUAUAAAUAUGUACGUUACAUUAUUACGCAUACUUAUAAAAAUAAAAACGUUUAUUGAAAAACUA